CCUGAUCAACAUCAUCCUCUCGUCGACUACUAGUCGCAGCAGCAGCAGUAGUCGUCUACCGUACCAUCCAUCUAUCAGCUGCUAGCAGGUAGCUAGCUACGCAGCCCCAACGCCGCAGCAGCAAUGGAGCAAAUGGCCAAGUACUACUGGGCUAUGCUGGGCGCAAGGACCGCCGCCGCUGCGGCCACUAGCAGCCUCAGGUCCUGGCCGCCGCCGGCGCAUGCCGGCGAGCCGUCCUGGGAGGAGCUGGCGUUUGCCCAGGACGCGGCGGGGCACCUCGGCGGCUGCGUGUGGCCGCCGCGAUCCUACACCUGCACCUUCUGCCGCCGGGAGUUCAGGUCGGCGCAGGCGCUUGGCGGCCACAUGAACGUGCACCGCCGCGACCGGGCUCGCCUCCGGCAGUGCGCCUCGCCGGACCAUGAAAUCAUCCAGGACGCACAGAAGCAACAGUCGUCGAUCGCCUCUCCUCCUGCGGAUCACCAGCUUCAGAUGCAACAGCAGCCGGCGGAAUCUCCCUUGUUUAGGCCCAAGCAGCAGGCAGUAUUAAUCUCUGGCCCUAAAUCUACUUGCUGUGAUCAUCAAAGUUGCAAUAAGGAGGGAGCUGUGAUUAGUUCUACUUCUCCUUCAUUCAUAUCAACCAUCAUCAACGAGAGCAAGAACAAGGUAGUCAUCUCCCUACCUGCGGCGGCGACUGCGGGCAGCAAACAAGCUCUAGAAAUCGAUGAUGAUGAAGAGGAGGAGGAGGAGGAGAUUGUGGCGGAAAGGAGGAAGCGAAGGCGAGUGGUCCAUCAGCAGCCAGAGGCGCUGCUGCCGGUCUUCUUCCUGCGGUCAUCCAAAGGAGUUGAACAUGAUGCAAAGGUACCGAAAGUAAUCACCAGCCCUAGCCCCAAUUCAUCAGUUCAUCUUGCAGGCCGGCAAGAAGUGGAUCUGGAGCUCAGGCUUGGAAUCAAGUAGCAUUCCUAAAGUAGCGUGAUGAAUAGAUAAUUUCUUCCCUGCUGUUUCAUCUAUAUACCAUUCUAUCUCCUCACCAUGCGAGUUCAUUGCGCGUGCACAACUGGAUCAUACACUUGAUCCUUCGUUAUCGACGAGGACUUUGCAGUUGUUCUUUCCCCUCUCUUUCUCCAUUAAUUUGUCUCUAAGUUUCUUCGUCUGCCUGAGAUGCAUGUUCUCGAUUUUAUCCAAGGCGAUCGAUAUGCCUUUGGCCAAAGUUCUUGUGUAAAAGUUGUAUGUUAAUUGUCAAACAGAUAGUAUAUAUAUAUAAACUAUAUAUAAUUCCAAAAAUGAUACUAUAUGUAGUUUUCCU
Panicum virgatum (switchgrass) is the source of this 1303-nucleotide messenger RNA. RefSeq lists its product as uncharacterized. The record is from RefSeq and is a predicted model, not a curated record. The coding region runs from base 124 to 954 and encodes 276 amino acids. The transcript has a single exon. NCBI's taxonomy places the organism in Eukaryota, Viridiplantae, Streptophyta, Magnoliopsida, Poales, Poaceae.